Molecule: messenger RNA, 3295 nt
Organism: Photinus pyralis (common eastern firefly)
Lineage: Eukaryota; Metazoa; Arthropoda; Insecta; Coleoptera; Lampyridae
Exons: 5
Coding region: 244-3195 (983 amino acids)
Source: RefSeq, a predicted model, not a curated record
CAAUAAACGGACAACGAUCGUGGAAUAAUAAAAGGCGAUCCGUUACCGAGAAGUUAACUAAAUAAUAGACGGCGACAGAUGGUAUAAGCAAAUUAGAUUUUUCCGAACAUCGCCUCGACAUGUGUGCAAUUGCGGAGUAACUGCGUAAAAUUAUCCAUUCAUCGGCUGUGCUAAUUUGGAACGGGCGUUACGUUAAUUGACUCGAACAAUGUUAACGGUUUGACCUGAUUGUGUCGAUCAAGGAUGGUCGUGUGCAAUAUGGAGAUACCGCGUCCUCCGCCGCCGCCGCCGCCGCCGUUCGGAUUUCAGCCCAAGUCGGAAGACGGCGGACCUUCGAGCUUUCGCCUGUUGGACAGUCAGGACGAGACGGGAAGUAUCUACAGCGUGUACAAGCAGAAGAUCGACUCGAUGUUCGAGUCGGACUCGAGCUCGAACACGAAAAACAGCGUUCAGGCGAAGAUCGAGAAGAUGUUCAGCGAUAUCGCGUCCGACGGCGGAAUUUCGAACAAGGAAAUCGGCUGUCACGUGUUCUCCGUCGAUUACGUGGGGUCGGUGGCGCUGCAGCAGAAGGUCGCCAGUCUGUCCGGUCUGCAGGAUCCCUUGAAGGAUCUUUAUUUCACGUACAAAUCCAGUACCAAGGUGAAGAAGCCGUUGACGAGCAGACUGGAGAUCUCCACCGAAGGUCUGCGCAUCCAAUAUGAGGGCGAAAAAGGCGAUUUGGAACGGCUGAACCCGUUCUCCACAAUCGCCGUCUGGUCGGCGGUCAAAUUCGUCCUGCAGGAUCAGCACGGCGAGCGCGCUUCGUACGCGUUUCUCCCCCUGAUCACCGAUCCGGAUAACAUGGACAAGCAGAUGCUGUUCCGGAAGCUGAACGGCGACGAGCGACGAUGCGUCAAGACGGAGACGCACCAGCCGCUCGUCGCCAUCGUCAUGAAGAAUCUCAGCGUCGAGCGGCAGCUCGAGUGCCACGCGUUUAUAUGUCAGACGUCGGAGGACGCGAUCGUGAUCGCCGCAACGCUUUACAAGUCGCUAAUGACCCACAUGAAGUACAAAGAUAGGAAGCCGAAGAAUAAGAACGGCAUUACGUGCAUGUCGGUUACGUCGAGCGUUUUUAAUGACAGUUCCACCAAUUACGCCCCAAUUAGGCCGCCGAGGAAGAAGAGGAGCACGUCUUCGUCGGCGGGCAGCGAGAAAGAGGGGAUAGACGCCUCGGACACGCAACUGCUACUAAGUCGAAGCAAGCCGACGCCAAAGAAGAGCGUAAAAACUCGACGGGCUCCGAAGGCGCCCGACCCUCCCCGCCAGGACCUGGACGCGAUCGCGACCUACGAGGAGGCCAAGGACAUCAACCCCGCAAUACUGACCGAAAAGUGGAACACGCUUAUGAGCGCGCACCAAAAGCAGAUCACGGCCGAAAUCAAGCAGGUGAUCAGCGAGGGGAAUCACCGCGGCUUCCAGAAGAUCCAAAGUCAGACCAAGGACGCGAGCAAAGACGCGGCCGGCGAUAUACUGACCAAGGUUACCAUUCCUCGGUCCGGUAGCUUUCUGAACGCCGGCGGAUUGACGCGCUAUAAAUCGAAGAUCUCGAGGAUCAACGGGCAGGCGGCGGGAGGAUCUCCGCUAGGUUUCAACGAGCUGUUCAACGAGUUCAGGAUACAGGAGGGUCUGCAUUCGGUCGACGAUAUUUUGGGUGUCAUCAUUGAUCCAGAGGGCAUGUCGUUUAAUGACCUCAAGCCGAUUUACAAGGAGUUUCUAUUGAAGCUCUCGCUGACGCUGACCAAAGACGAGUUGUACCAACGCUCGAAGGCGAUCAUGCGCAAGCAGAAGAAGAGAAUCUUAAGGGGGGUGGGGGUACAAGCACGGCGAAAAAGUCGCGUUGGUACGCGCAAGUUCAAAACGUUAAAGAGAAUCUUUCGGUUGAGAAGCAAGGUCGGUAGUAGGAAAAUGAAGCACAAAACUAAGGUGCCAGAGCCGCCUCAUAGUAAAAAGCUCUUGGAGAGCAGUAUAAGCACCUCGUCCUAUGACACGAAGCACUUUAGGCCGAAAGCUUCCAACGGCCGAAAGCAGGGUCGCAAACGGUCGGACAAAAAGCAGAAGGAUCGCGUCAGUACGUCGGAGGAGAGCGACUUCUUUUCCUUGCAGAGAGCGAACAGCAAGGGUCAAUUUCAGAACCGAAACUCGUCGAGUGGUUACGUGUCGUGCUCCGAGUGCAGCUACGAUAGUGACACCUGCACGUGCGUCAGUGCGGAUAAGUGCUACUGCUCGCUGGGACACAAAAACGUCAGCAAAAAGCAGCGCAAGUGCAAGCUGAAGUCACCGGAAAAGUGCUACUGCAGCGCUGACGCGAUGUCGGCGUGCGAGUGCGACACCGACAGUUGCACCGAUAGCAACAAGUGCUACUGUCAAAAGGGCCAGGGGUUCGCGAUUGUUAAGCACCUGAAGGUGAGCGGAGUGAUGGCGGAGAGGCGCACCAGGCGCAAGCUUUGCAAGAAUAAUUCCAACACGAAGAGCACCAGGAGCGUCGAAUACAUGCAUAACCCUACCGAAAAGUAUUACGAAACCUUGAGGUCCAAGGAAUUUCAGGCGCUCGCUAAGCGUAUGGCGCAUUCGGUUCGUAGCUUCGAUAACUUGGCCGUCGGUUACGAAUCGUGCACGAUUUCCAAUCGUAAUAUCACUAAUAUGGAACAUGGUAAAUCAGUGAGCGAGAGUGGUCGUCCACGAGUGUACAACCACGCGUCCAUUAGGUCAGUCAACAGUUCCUGCAGGUUCACUGAAAGACGGAGUGAUGGCAAAUCGUUCGCCUCAAUGUCGGCAGGCGCGUACACCGAGGCGCUCGCCGUGAAGAAGGCGGCCGAGAUCGCGGCGCUAUUCGCCGACAUCAAGCUGAGCCAGACGACCGACAUCGGUCACCUCGUCCCGCCCCCGUACGAGAACGACGUCGAGAAGAUCAAGCUGAAGAGCUUCAUACACGGCAAGCGGCUCGAUCAGGGUCGCAUGUCGAAAAACAACUCCCUGUAUAGUUCCUCGAAGAUGUACAGCGCGCGAAACGGGCUAUACACGAUACAGAGCCAAUCGGACGAGUCGCGUCGGUCGAGCGUCGGCGAAAUCGGCAAAAUGGAAUUUCGACGCAAGAUCGACGGCGAACUCAAUCCAGUUAGUUCGAAUAUAGAAAAUUCGUUAGGUUAUCUGCCAUAAAUUUACUCCCCCUCCCGGCUAUUUAGUGUAAGAUGACAAGUGCAAUAUGUCAAAAGGGUUUACGUCAUUAUAAAUGGUGUCGUGUGCAAUAUAAGUAAGU